GGUUGCAAAAAGAGACAGAUUUCUCCCCUUUAAACGAAACUUUUAGCAUUUUCAACAUUUUCAGCUUUGCGAAUUAAUCGGUCAAACUUGCCACUCGGAUCAACAACCAGAGAUAAAUGUUCAAUUUCGAACUUAAUAUAAAUGAUAAGCUUAAUUUGUUUUGCCCACUAGGUACGUCUUUGGCCACACAGGCAAAUUAUUCAGGUGAGCCGUCAUGUACACUAAAAUGGUAGAACGAAGUUCUAAAGUAAUUCAGUACUACAAGCAACAUCUUAGCAUUGCCAAAGCAGUGGGGAACAGGACCGAAGAAGGACGUGCCUACUGCAAUCUUGGGAUUACUUCCCGUAGGCUUGGUGAUCUUAAACAAGCCAUCGAAUACCACAAGCAAGAACUUUGCAUUGUCAAGGAGCUGGGUGACAGGGCUAGAGAAGGGGCUGCUUAUGGCAAUCUGGGGAAUGCUUAUCAUAGCGUCGGUGACUUCAAACAAGCCAUAUGGCACCACAAGCAAGAUCUUAGCAUUUCCAAAGAGGUUGGGGAUAGGGUCGGCGAAGGAUCUGCUUAUGGUAAUCUGGGCAAUGCUUAUCAUCGCCUGGGAGAUUUUAAACACGCUCUAAAUUACCACCAGCAACGUCUUAGCAUUAUGAAGGAAUUGGGAAAUAAGGCUGGAGAGGGAGCUGCCUAUGGCGACCUUGGCAAUGCUUAUUUUCGUCUAGGUGAUUUUAAACAGGCCAUUGAGUACCACCAGCACAACCUUUCUAUUGCCAAAGAGGUAGGGGACAGGGUUGGAGAAGGAGCUGCCUACGGAAAUCUUGGCAAUGCACAUUAUAGUCUCGGCCAAUUUCAAGAAGCAGUAGAGUACCACAAACAGCAUCUUCGUAUUGCAGACAAUUUGGAGGACAGAGCUGGUAAAGGAAGUGCCUUUUGUAAUCUUGGCAACGUUCACGAUGCUAUCGGUGAUUUUGAACAAGCCAUAACGUAUCACAUGAAAUAUCUUGCCAUUGCCAAAGAAAUAGGAGACAGUGCGGGCGAAGGAACUGCCUAUGGCAAUCUGGGAUGUGCCUUUCGCGGUCUUGGGGAGCACGAACAAGCCAUAGUAUACUAUGAGCAACAUUUGAAUAUCGCUAAUGAAGUUGGGGACAGGGCUGGCCAGGCAUUCGCAUGUUAUUUUUUAGGUUAUUCGUUUGAAUUAUUGGGUUCUUUACGCAAGGCUAUCGAGUACUAUAGGUCCAGUGUAAAUCUCUACAAUGACAUGCGAGCUCUUCUUUUCUCCGAAGAUGAGUGGAAGAUAAGCUUUCGCAGUUUACAUCAACAUGUGUACACUGCUCUGUGGACUACUUUACUCAAGAUUCAAGACACUGACGAGGCUUUGUGUGCUGUUGAGCAAGGACGAGCACAGGCUUUGACAGAUCUCUUGAACUUCCAAUAUGGCUUUAGGGUGUCUCCAUCAAGCUCAUUUGCACACAGAGAAACCCUCUCUUACUUCUUAAGAGAUGUGUCUCAACUAACAGUAUUUGUAGCACUUGAAGGAGACACAAUCAAUUCUUGGGUUUUCUGCAAGGGAAAUGGAGUUCAAUUUAGACAAAAGAAGAUAGACAAUAUACCUGCAGGUGAAGAUGCUACAACCAAGUUACAAAAUUUAAUGAAAAUAGCUUUCGGAGAAAAUGGCAUUGGUUUGCCUGUUAAAUGCGAGAAUCGUUCAUUGGAUGAGCUAAGAGGUGACGAGGGGUUGCUGCUUAAUACCCAUUCUUGUCAGGAUACGUUGCAUUCCACAUCAUUCUAUGACAAUAAUAACCAGUCUUUGCGACAACUGUACGAUGUUGUCAUUGGUCCUUUCGCAGACCUGCUUGUAGGGAACGAAAUAAUCAUUGUUCCAGAUGGUCCAUUGUGCAUGGUACCUUUUGCAGCAUUUGUAGAUCCGGAUUCCAGGUACCUAAACGAUACUUUUAGGAUCCGCAUUGUCCCCUCGCUAACUAGCUUAAAACUGAUCAAAGACUCUCCGCAGGACUACCACAGACAGGACGGGGCGCUGAUUGUGGGAGACCCAUGCGUAGUGGAAGUUACCAACAAGCGAGGUAAGCCCAUUUUGUCGCAGUUGACACACGCCAGAAUUGAAGUAAGGAAGAUAGGAGAAAUACUCAACACUCCACCCCUCAUUGGAAGAGAAGCAACGAAAGAAAAUGUGUUGAAACAAAUCUGUUCAGUUGAGUUAGUACACAUUGCAGCGCAUGGGGACGCACGAACGGGUGAAAUCGCUUUGGCUCCAAAUCCCGGAUGGACUUCCAGAAUCCCUAAAGAAGAGGAUUAUAUUUUAAAAGUGGCAGAUGUGCAAGCUGUUCAAUUGCGAGCAAAGCUUGUUGUGCUAAGUUGCUGUCAUAGUGGUCGGGGGACGGUUACUGCUGAAGGCGUGGUUGGUAUCGCGCGAGCUUUUUUGGGUGCAGGUGCUCGUUCUGUUCUGGUUUCACUUUGGGCAAUUGAUGACAAGGCCGCCAUGGAGUUUAUGAUAAGGUUUUACACAAAUCUGAGUUGUGGGUAUAGCGCCAGUUUAUCCUUAGAUCGGGCUAUGAAAUCUCUUAGAGUGACAGAGAAGUUUGGCGCCGUUAAAUACUGGGCUCCAUUUGUACUCAUUGGUGAUGACGUCGAGCUCCACUUUGGACAAAAGGAAUAAGAGCUUUGUAGGUAGCUACAGGAGCCGAUGACCUUUGGUCUUGAAGUACUGAUAUAUGUAAAGUAAUGAAGCUCAACACUUUGCAUGGACACCAAAAAAUCGCUCAAUCUUACUAAGGACCCAGGACCCAGUAUGUUCAUAAUAGACGCAUAAUGUUCAUAAUUAGUUUACAGUCGAACCGUUAUAAGCGUCUGUACACGUAACUGUUUCUUUGGCUUUUGUUAGCGUUAUGGAGCGUAUUAUAACCACCAUUGUUCUACUUUUUCUCCAAUUGCAUUUGUUUGUACUUAUAUUUGAUAAACUGAAAACUGGACCACGCCCUUCGUUGUCUUCGGGUGAACCUCUAUUAAACAGCCCCCUCUAUUAAUUAGUUGGGGCGCAGCGCGAAAAUCAGCGCGCGAAAAUGUAAAAAAGGCGCGGUGAGAGCAAGCACCGCGCUUUUUUUAUUUUUUCGCGUGCUGUUUUCCGCGCUGCGCCCCAACUCACUGAACGUCUGGAAGAGGCUAUUAAGCGGCCAGUUGUCUCGUCCCCGUGCGUGGUCGCUCAAUAGAGGUUCGACCGUACUAUAAAAUAUACCUUUUGAAAUGGUCAAUUAUUUUCGUUCUCAAAAUAUUUUUCGACUGUCUCAGGCAAUUGACCAUGCACAAAAUCAUUGCAAAGUCAAAUUACGGAGUCAAGUUAGUCAAAUUAGGGAGUGAAUUGCGUUGCUUGUGUCCUGCUUAGGUUUUGAUAAAUUCACUUUCAAGUAUAAAACAGCAUU
This is a messenger RNA of Orbicella faveolata, 3425 nucleotides long. RefSeq names its product tetratricopeptide repeat protein 28-like. Lineage: Eukaryota; Metazoa; Cnidaria; Anthozoa; Scleractinia; Merulinidae. The record is from RefSeq and is a predicted model, not a curated record.